AAAAAAAAAAAAAAAGAAGAUGAAAAGUAGCUAGGCUUUGGUUGGGACUGAUACGCUAUCGUUUUUGGCCACCGACAGAGUUCUCGACGAAUUUCAGAUCUCAAUUCCCCUAAACUUUAAUUUUCAAUUAACGGCUACUAAUUCCCUUGAAACUGUUUCCCCUUUUCAAUUCCUUGUUUUCGGGUGUUAAUGGAGAAGUCCGAUUCCUAUUCCGACGAAGACGACGAUCGAGAGAAUCUAAUCGACCAGAAUGAAAUCAACCACUCUCCUUCACCUCACUCCGCCGCCUUCCACGUCGGCGGUAACCUCGAUCUUCGCUCUACCUUCCCCUGCCGUCGUUUCUCCUUCAAAAAGAGGUAUCUCUUUGCCAUUUUUCUUCCUCUCUUCCUUCUACUCCUCUAUUUCUCCACCGAUGUUAGGAAUCUUUUCUCUGGUCAGUUCUCUUCGUCGUUCAGAGCUUUUGAUUUGCUAGGUUAUCGAAUGAAGGAAUCUGAAUUGCACGCAUUGUUUUUGUUGAAGCAGCAGCGGUUAGGUCUUUUAUCAAUUUGGAAUCAUUCUUUUAAUUCUACUUCUGAGGACCUCAAAUUAUCGCUACUUAGGCAGAUUUCGCUCAAUAAAGAAAUCCAGAAUGUUCUUCUAUCUCCACAUCAGACUGGAAACUCAUCGAAUGAAGUAUACGGUGACGGUCUUGAUCUUGUUGGUUUUGGGUUCGAUAGGUGUAGAAAGGUGGACCAGGAAGUUUCCCAAAGACGUACUAUCGAAUGGAAUCCGAAAUCGAAUAAGUUUUUGUUUGCCAUUUGCGCAUCAGGACAGAUGUCGAACCAUUUGAUAUGCUUGGAGAAACACAUGUUCUUUGCGGCCAUUCUUAAUCGAGUUCUGGUUAUUCCUAGUUCCAAAGUCGAUUAUCAGUACAGUAGGGUAUUGGAUGUAGAUCACGUCAAUAAUUGCUUGGGUAGGAAGGCUGUCAUUUCUUUUGAAGAAUUUUCCGAGAUUCAGAAGAAACGGAUACAGAUUGAUAAGUUUUUCUGUUAUUUUUCAAAACCUGAUCACUGUUAUUUGGAUGAGGAACAUGUUAAGCAGUUAAACAAUAUAGGGGUUUCCACGGCUAAACUUGAAUCUCCUUGGGACGAGAAUAUUAAAAAUCCCAGUAAUAGAACGGUUCAAGAUAUCCAGUCCAAGUUCUCUUCUGAUGCUGAUGUUAUUGCCAUUGGGGAUGUUUUUUAUGCUAAUGUAGAGAACAAUUGGUUUGUGCAACCAGGUGGUCCUAUUGCCCACAAAUGCAAGACCCUUAUUGAACCAAGCCAUCUUAUUAUGGUCACUGCCCAGCGUUUCAUUCAGACUUUCUUGGGGAGCGAUUUUAUAGCUAUUCACUUUCGACGACAUGGAUUUCUGAAGUUCUGUUUUUAUUUCUUGCUUAUUUCCAGUAAUGCAAAACGGCCAAGUUGCUUUUACCCUAUUCCUCAAGCUGCAAACUGCAUUGCAAGUGUAGUUGAACGGUCCAAUUCACCUGUCAUUUAUCUUUCCACGGAUACUGCCGACAGUGAAACUGGAUUGCUGCAGUCCCUUGUUAUAGUGAAUGGAAAGCUUAUACCACUAGUUAAACGACCUCCUCGAAAUUCAGCUGAGAAAUGGGAUGCUCUACUUUACCGGCAUGAAAUUGAGGGAGAUUCUCAGGUGGAAGCCAUGCUAGACAAGACCAUAUGUGCAAUGUCGAGAGUGUUCAUUGGAACAUCUGGUUCUACUUUUACCGAAGACAUUCUGCGUUUAAGAAAGGAUUGGCGAUCAGCAUCUCUUUGUGAUGAAUAUCUCUGUCAAGGUCAGGAUCCAAACUUUGUUGCAGAAAAUGAAUGACCAACAUAGAACUGUAUCGUUCUUUUCUUUAAAGAAAAAAUUACAAACCAAUUCUUUGAUUCAAUCCGUUUUUAUUCUCUGGAUUUUAUUUUUCACCUGAAAAUCCUCGGCAUGUAUCGUACAUAUUCCUGAAAUUGAAGUGUUGUUGUAAUGUCUAAUGUAACAUAUCCAAUUUUCUUUUUCCUUUGAAAUUUCCUUGUUGGUGCUGUUUCAACACCACUUCUGUGGGCGA
This is a messenger RNA of Benincasa hispida (wax gourd), 2083 nucleotides long. RefSeq names its product O-fucosyltransferase 36-like. Lineage: Eukaryota; Viridiplantae; Streptophyta; Magnoliopsida; Cucurbitales; Cucurbitaceae. Gene Ontology annotation, molecular function: peptide-O-fucosyltransferase activity. Gene Ontology annotation, biological process: protein O-linked glycosylation via fucose. The record is from RefSeq and is a predicted model, not a curated record.